UAAAAAAAAAAAAAUCACUCUCACACACAGCCUCCCACACACACACGCACACUGUGCUGAGAGCUAGCAAGGGGCUUUAAACAGCUUCACACUAUAGAGACAAAGGGACUGUAACUUGCCACAAUGGAGGAAAACAUGGAUGAAUCACAAAGCCAGAAAGGCUGCAAGGAGUGCUGUGAGCGAUGUGUGGGAAGUCUGCCCUGGGCCUCUCUCAUUGCUACUAUUCUCCUCUACAUGGGUGUGGCCUUGUUCUGUGGGUGUGGCCACGAGGCUUUGAGCGGCACCGUUACCAUCCUUCAGAACUACUUUGAAGUCAUCAGAGCUCCGGGAGAAACACUGGAUGUGUUUACCAUUAUCGACAUCCUGAAGUACAUCAUCUACGGCCUGGCAGCUGGAUUCUUUGUGUUUGGAGUGCUGUUGCUGGUUGAGGGCUUUUUCACCACCGGAGCUAUUAGGGAUCUCUAUGGGGAGUUCAAGAUCACUGCCUGCGGACGCUGCCUGACUGCAUUCUUGAUGUUCUUGGCCUACCUGUUCUUCCUAGUAUGGCUUGGAGUGACAGCAUUCACCAGCCUGCCGGUCUUCAUGUACUUCAACGUUUGGUCCAUGUGUCAGAACACCAGCUUGGUGGAGGGAGCCAACCUCUGCCUGGAUCUGCGUCAGUUUGGAGUGGUGACCAUCUCUGAGGAGAGGAAGGUGUGUACUGGUUCUGAGAAGUUCUUCAAGAUGUGUGAAUCCAAUGAGCUGGACUUAACCUUCCAUCUAUUCGUGUGCACACUGGCAGGAGCAGGAGCUGCUGUCAUCGCCAUGGUCCAUUUCCUGAUGGCUCUAGCUGCUAACUGGGGCUAUCUGAAGGACGCUAGCCGGAUCCAGAAGUAUGAGGACAUCAAAUCGAAGGAGGAGCAGGAGCUGCAUGACAUCCACUCCACACGCUCCAAAGAACGUCUCAAUGCCUACACAUAAACACACCCUUACGAGAGAAACAACACACGCACACACACACACAAGCUGAUAUACACACAGAAACACACAAGGCCUAACAAAAGCCUAAGGAUAGCAGAAACAUACAGUACAUACAUCAAAGAAAGAACGACAACACAAACAUACAUUCAAAGACACAAAUUAGGACAUUAUUAGGCAGAAUUAAUUUGAUGACGUAAAAAUAAUGAAAACACACAAAACCCAUGCAGUAGAUCAUUGGCUCAGGUGAUCUGUGCUAACACUUUAGCAUCUGCUCUGUUGGUUUGCCUCAUACUUAUAUUAACCCUGACUUUGACUUUUGAGUGAAGUCUUUACCAUUACCUUAAAAAGUGAAAACAAACACAGAACAAACCCUCAUCAGAGGAAGUGGUGCUGGUGAUGGCAGAUUGCAUACUGCUCAAAGUCACCGAUCAGAAGCUCCAUGAUCACGUGAUCGCACAAUUCAAAUUGUUCCAAAAAGGAAACCUGGCAACAUUGACUUUAAAGAGUUCAUGAUCCUUCGCUCUGAAGUCAUAAAGGCCUAAGUUUACCAGCGCUGGCCUCUGCCUUUUUGGGCCCUAAGCUUGCCUUCAUCUUCAAUUCCCCAAAGUAGCUUUGCAGUGUGUGAAUGGGCAGAUCAAUCAACUGGAAAACUACAAAAGAAUUUGUCAAACAAAACAAGUACAGUGUGUGUAUAAUAUAGCACAAGAAACAUACAAGAUAUUGCAGAAAGAAACAAUGAUGACCAGAAGAACCCAAAGAUUUGUUUUAUUUUAAUUCACUGGUUUGUGGUCUUAAACAUCUAAUUAGUUUGGACCAACUUUGUCUUUUUCUUUUAAAAACAAAUGCAAAUAUUAUGCUAAAAGGUUGGUCUUUUCUUGGUGUCAACCUCGGUCACCAUGGUGAUCAUCAUAGCUUGCUGCAGAACUGCUAUGAGUUGUUAGCAUGGCACACUAAAGUCAACAAUCUACAGCAGACACAAGGUGGAGUUAAGUGUCUAUGAGCUCACCCCGUAAUGUGGGGGCCGUUCAAAAGGGUGAUAUCACUGUAUCUCCCCAACAGCAUCAAAAUGUGCAGUAGAGACAUACAGAAUUCAUCCACACAGACACUCACGACACACACACAUACCGUAGAUGUGACUGAAUGGUCGGUGUUGUGCAGGCAGUGUUGUAUGUUGUUGUCAUGCUGUGUCGUGUCGUUUCGCCACAUUAUGAUGACUGGUAUUGCAGAGAAAUAUGGUCCCCAAGGAAAUGUGUACCUCCCAGGUACAAAUGAGUAGCUUUGAUACAUUUUCCUUUCCUCCCCUCCUCCUUUUGACUCAUUUUCCCUGCAACCCUACCCAUCCUCUUUCUCUAUGUGCCCCUGUUCACCUUAAAGCCCAGGUGAUUAGUUGAUCCACAUAUCCUUGUUCCGCAUACUGACUGGUAUAUGUUCCACAAGUAGCCAUUUGUGGCGCAGGGGGUUGGGUUUUUGAAAUUAAAUGCAGACUUAAAAGUUCAUUGUAAUAUUAAUAAUGAAACCAUAUGCUGAUUGAGGAAAAAAAACCUCAAAUGAAGAUGAUGUCAUAAAUGAUCUCAUUGUCCAAAUCCCCCAAAUAUUGAUUUAUUUGUACUCUAUAUGGUAUAUGAGGCUCCUUAAGGUCACUUGAACUUUCGGAGUAAGACCACCUACAAUGCCAUUGGGGAUUUCAAAGAGGCCAUUUAAAACACCUAAUGAAACAGGGCUUUGUGUUCUUCCCCCUUUCAUCCCAGUUUGUAUAAGCUGACGAUUUGUCCUCAGAAACAGCACACCUUAUCAGCAUUAAGUCUUUUAAAAAGUGGCAUGUUCUCAUCGGUCUGAUAAACAAUGUUUUUUUUCUCACUUUUUAAAAUGUUGCCACAUUUUUUACCAGUAAUAUCUAUGUAUAAUAUUAGCCUUGUUUUUUCUUCAAAUGGGGCAGGUGUAGGGCGACAUCACUUUCACAUUUUUAUGUAACGAUUCUGUGUUUCAGUGGUUCUGCACACAUACAAAUAUGCACAAACACACAUACACAUGCGUAUACACCAAACGUCUUCUCGAGAGUUUCAAUUCUCUCAUUUAUGUUUUCUUUUUUAUAUCUUUCUCUCACAAGCCCUAAUAUACGACGGCAUAUCAGGGCCAUUUUAGGUAAAAAAAUGAUAAUAAUUACGGAGAGGGGGAGGGUGGUAAUAGUCUGACAAAAUAGUCAAAAUAUCCAAGAUUAAAGCUGUAAAUUUAUGAGGAAAAAAAGGAUAUUCUGUGAGAUUUAAAGUGGCAAAUUUACGAGGAAAGAAAAAUGUUAUAGACAUGUUUUCCUUCUUUGUGUCUUUUAUAAACAUGAAUAAAUGCUAAUAUUGUAAAAGUUAGAGGAAAGUAGAGACAAACACAUUCUAUCUUUGACUACACAAAGGUGUGUGUCUUUUAAUUCGCCACUUUAUUCUCAGAGAAUAUCCAAUUACAUUUUUUUUCUCAUAAAUGUACUAAUUUGAUCUCAGAAAUUCUUAGUUCUUUCUCGGAAUAUCACCCCCUCCCCAGGCUCCAUAAUCAUUCUAAUGUUUAUUACCUUCAAUGGCCCUAAUGCACCGUCCUACUAAUGUGACCAAAACAGCCAUUUAUUUAUGAGUUGAAUUUUAAAAAGGAAUUCUGGGUGGUGUUUUAGUCGUGUAGGAGUGGCAUCAUUGAAGGUUGUAACGGUUGAGCUCUGAGCAGGAGGUUUUUCAAGAUGGAGGAUCAAUGUCCCGCUUUCCCUCUUAUGAAGAGUUUGUGAGUGUUUGAAAUGGAUAGGAUGGAGUGCUGUAACUUGAGAGUUGGGAAUACUGACUUAUAAAAAGAAAAAGGUCUGGAGGCGCUGAGGGAACCAGGAACAAAGAGAUACAACUCACCAUUAGUGGCUGCAGGGAUUGAUUCUACUGGAGUAGUGGUAAUGGGAAUGAAGACCGAGGUGAAUGAAGUCCCAGCUAAUAAGCCCAUGGUUUCCCGUAGGAAUGGUUGACUUUACUGGAUAGGUUUGUGGUUUUAGGAAUGUUCCCAGUUUACAUUUGCUGUCUCAUUUAUCUCCACAUGUGCUUUCAUACUGGAUGCUGCAUACUAUUCGUUUUAUAUCAGCAGAACUACACCUGCUGGGAUGAGACUUUAACUAACCUGCUUCAAUUUGAUCUAAAAGUUAGGGGUUUUAAAAAUGAUCAACUGAAAUAUCACCAUGAUUCUGAAUGAGAUUGUGAUUUGUGAUGUCCUGGUUCUAGCUGUGAAGGGAUGAUUCUCUAUCUGCCAGUAGAGAUGACUGAGAGGGAAUUCACUUUAUCCUCAGAAUGAUUACGGUGCUGAUGAUGAUGAUGGUUAUAGUGUUGAUGACAUUAGUAAUUGAAGGGUUUGAUUUGACGAGACUACCAGCACACACACACACAGACACACACACACACACACACACUCCACCACCGCCAUUACUCUGAGCCGAAAUUCAUCGGUCAUUUACUUUUCACCAAUUACAUUUCACUAUUUUACAAUCAACUUUUAAUCUUUGAGACUUUUUAAAUGUGAAAUCAUUUAUUUCAAAAGAAAGUAAAUGUGUUUUUUUGUUGUUUUUGUGGUCAGUAUUAAGCACUGUACCUACAUUAACUCUGUAAAAAGAUAUACAUAUAUGUGAAACAGUUGAGGUGAGCAGCCGGGAGAAUGAUUUCCUAUUGGUUGAGUCUGGAGGAGGACGUUGAGUCCCAAUGUAUUGAGCCUCUACUCCCUAAGAGAGCUGCCUUUACACACACAUGAAAGUAUUUGCAACACAAUGGUUAUCGAAAAAGGUAGAAAGAGAAAACUAUUAUAUAAAAAACAGAUGUGUGCCAGAAAUCCGUAUAAGGUAGUGGAUAUAUUGGCUAAUUUAAAGGUAGCAUGAACAUUAAAAUAUCUAAAAAUAAUACUUAUUGGAUAAUGUGCUACAAUAUUUAAAACAAUACUCACAAUGUUAUUUGUAGAAAAAGAGGUUUAAAAAAUGUAAAAAUGCCUGUAGAGUCUUUUAAGAGGCAAAAUUGGUCACAAGAUGGCACCUCAGACUGAUAGAAAUGCGUGUGGGUUGUUUUUUAUCAUUCGGCCCAAAAAGCAAAUCAGAAUGCUGUGUUUACAAAUCGCAAUAGACAUAUCCUUCUAAUCCUGCCUUUAAGUUGGUAAUAGUGAAGCCGAACCUGAGGACACUUAGA
Messenger RNA from Anarrhichthys ocellatus (wolf-eel), 5141 nucleotides. Its product is annotated as neuronal membrane glycoprotein M6-a-like. The coding region runs from base 124 to 960 and encodes 278 amino acids. Gene Ontology annotation, biological process: neuron projection development. The record is from RefSeq and is a predicted model, not a curated record. Gene Ontology annotation, cellular component: filopodium; plasma membrane; axonal growth cone. The transcript is spliced from 7 exons. Lineage: Eukaryota; Metazoa; Chordata; Actinopteri; Perciformes; Anarhichadidae.